UUCUCCUGGUGUCCGGACUGGUUGCACGGGAAGCAGAGCACCACCAGGCCGCAGGGCCUGAGGCGCGCCUGCAGGUCGUUCAUCUGGGUGAAGCCCCGCAGUGCCUCAGAGGGACGCCACAUUCUCCAGGGGCCGUCGACCUCUCGACGCUGACUGCCCUCAGUUCGCUCAACUGCCCGGCGAGGCCUGGCUAUUACCACAAAUUUUGUUAGUGCUUUUAAACUCUGAAUUUCCGCGGGCCCGCAAAGCACCAUUUUGUUUGCGAGAAAGGGCAAGUUCUCUGAGAGUUUAAAAAGACCUUAAGUUGGGGCAAAGAUGGAGGGAGGCGCCCAGGUUCCUGACUGGGACAGUGACGAAACCGUGAUCGAGGGCUCAGUGGCAGACAGCGACCUGGAAGAUGAGGAGCUGCCCUGGAGAAGGUUGCUAUUUGAUCGAGACACAGCUCUUACAUCUGAGUUUGGUCUUCAUCUUGAUAGAAGUGGUGGAUACAAAGGUGCACCUUCUCCUGAGAUUCAACUUGGAUGCAAACUCAGAGAUAACUCACAGCAAAUGAAUGAAAAUAAAAUGAUGCCCAUUCUGAGUGAGGAUUCAGUGUUGCAGCAACCUCAAGAUGAAACAGCACAAAAUGAAGAUGUGUUACAGAAUAGAAAAAAUUUUGCAAUGUCCACUGUGUCAUUUCCCCAGGCUGGACUUUCAUUGGACCAGCAAAAUGUUGGCGGACCUGAAGCUGAAAAUACUGAAGUUUGGCCGUACUUAGAAAAGGAACUAAGUGAAGACAGAAACUCCCCUGAAGUUAGCCUGCUCUCAAAUAUUGCUACUGUAGUAUCUGGUAUGGUUGCUGUAAAAGAGAAAUCGUUAGUAGAGCCAGAGAUCUUAGCAGCACCAAAUACAUUUUACGACGCUGGAAAGGAAGUCAUGCUGACCACGACUUAUAAAGAAACCAAGGAUGAAGAAAGCUCACUUGAAACUUUUGUGUCUACUGUAGAAAAGUUACUAACAUCACCAGAAAGCACCAAAGAAAAAGGACUAUUUGAAACAGUUGAUGAUUUUGAUCCUCGAGAACUGAUGAACCCACUGAGCAACUCAUCGAGUUCCAUGUCAAUAUCUUUGAGUGCUUUGUCACCAUAUUGUAGAGACUUACUAGAAAGCACAGAGGAUGAUGCAUUACCACCUGAGUUGUUGGCAGCCCUGAACACAUUGUCAGAAGACAAGACAGGGCUCAUCUGUCAUAGAAAAGAAGAUGGUCUCGGAGGCAAUCUCAGUGGUGGAAAUGAAUAUUUGAGAAUGGAGCCUGAUACAUCUCAGACAGAUGAAGAUUGUACACAAAUAACAGAGGCUAUAGAAAACUCAAAUCCAUUUGGAUCCCCAAGUUUGGCUCAUCAAAAUGUCACCUCUUGUGAGCCACUAAAUAAUAAUAAGAAUCCAAAUCCCAUGGAUAAUGCUUCUGACCAGAAAACUCCACGUGUGUUACGGAGAUCAUCUAGACUGGAAAAAUUGAAAGUAAGCCAAGGUGCAAAGUAUACAGAUGACAUGUAUAAGAUGCCAGAAAAGACUGUAUCAGAAAUACGUAGCUGUGAGGAUCAAAUAAGUAAUAAAUCAACUGAAAAUUUCAGAAUGCAGGAUCCUGUUUUAAAGAUGGAAGAUAAAAAGAAGAAUAUGCAUUCAUCUAGAUUCAAGGGUGAACAGAUCAGGAAAAAUGAACGACUUAUGCUAAAAAAAGAAAAAAUGAAGAUUAAUCAAUUGCCUCUCUCUAGCAUAAACCGCAGAAACAUUUUUGGAGAGAACGUACUGUAUGAGGCUGUUCUAUAUGAUGAUGCUGAUCUUGUUCAUUAUUGUAUAAAAAAAGGUGCAAAUGUUAAUCAGCCAAGUUAUGCCGGUUGGACAGCACUUCAUGAAGCUAGUGUUGGGGGAUUUUAUCGGACAGCAAAUGAACUAUUAAAAGGUGGAGCAGAUGUAAAUGUCAGAGGAAUGUACCAGAUCACUCCCCUACAUGAUGCUGUGAUAAAUGGACAUCAUGAGGUGGCAGAGUUACUUCUUUUGAAUGGAGCUGACCCAUUAUUUAGAAGAGACAAUGGGAAGUCUGCUUUGGAUGAGGCCAAAGACUCACGUAUGAAACGUCUCCUUGAGAAAUAUGUUCCUAAGUAUCAAAAGCAUCUUACAUCAGAUCAAAGGAAAAGCACUGGCCCAGGAGAUGAAGAUGAUGUACAUCAGCACAAGAAACCAAAAUUUAGUCCUAAAAAUCAUACUGGGUUUGUUUGUAAUGAAAAUUCCAGUAGUCCAAAGCCAGAACAUGUAGAAGUCAAUAAAAGAAGCAAAGAAGGUGUAUUUAUAAAUGAAGAUGUAUAUGAACAUUAUCCCCAAAAUUCCAGAAUCACAAGAUUUGGUAAAUCCAAGGAUAAGCAGUCAACUCUUAACCAAACACACUCGAGAGGACUCAGAAAGGGCAGUCUUUGUAAUCGCAAAGAUACCAGUGCAAAUGUGUCUAAAGUUAAAGGAAGAAAGAACACACAAGAUAAAAGAACUCAAUCAGAUGACAGAGAAUGCAGUUCAGGACAGGCAAUAGCUGUCUCUUCUUCUAGGAGAAUAAACAGCUUGGUUACUUGUCAGCAGGAUAUUCCCCAAACCCUUAAUGGCCUUCCAGAAGAGUCAUAUGAACCUUCCAGCCCAACUCUGUCAAGCCUGAAAGAUGGAUUAGGUAACAAAGAUGAGGUUUAUUCAAUUUCCAAAGAGGUACAUACCCACCAUCUCAAUUUAUUAGAAGGUCAAGAAAUACAGUUCUUGGGGUUAGAUUAUCUUGACCAAACUGAAGCUGGUUCUUUCUCUGGACGUUCGUUACAUAAAGAAGUCAACUUACCACUUGUUUCUGCAGAUCCGCAGCCUCAUGUUUACCAAGAACAACAGACUACCCCUGACAAAUCUCAUAAAAAUAGUAACUCAGGUAAAAAAAAUAAGACCUUUAAUAAAUGGGAAAGUUCUUUCCUAUCCUUUAUAAAGGAUAAUUAUGAUGAUUGCUCUAUCUCUGAGAAGGCUGUAACAUCUAGAAUGGUGAUAUGUUCUACAGUAUGCAAAAACAUCUAUGAAGGGAAUUUAAGAAAUAGAGAAGAAGGGGAUUUUCUGCAGUUUUUACCUUCAGAAGUCCAUUUUUUACAGGAAAAUGAAUUAAGAGAAGGCUUUCUAACUACACUUCCACAACAGGAAGCUGUUAACUUUUCUGAUUUAGGUAAGGUAGUAAUUUCCGAACAACGUGUUGCCAAUUAUGAACAGUGCAUAGGUGGAACUUCUUUUGACCACUCAGUUGGCAGUACUGAGCAAACUUCCCUGGCGUGUACAAGGACACUUUCCAUACAAGAAGUUUUGAAGUUGACUACUCAUGUGGAGUUAUUAAAAAAGCCUCAAGAUAAUAGCCCCAGAGAAUUGGCUUCUUUAAUGAAUCAAACAGACGCACAUAUUAUGGAAAAGGUAAUGAAAGAAGACACUGAAAGGAAUUACAGUGACAACGACCAAAAACAAAGGCUUUUCCCAACUGCUGUUCACUGUCAAGAAAUAGAAAUAACUAAUGUUGAAAUAGAGAAACCAGACCUUCCAGAGAGUGAGCCUAUGCCUGAUACAAAUCUUUGUUCCACUCACAAUGUGAAUAAAGAAUUGACUGACAUCUCAGAAUUUAAUCAGAAAGAGAAGGAAAUUUCUCACAAACCAGAUGAGGAAUUAACUAAUAAUAUCAACGAAGAUGAAAACAUUGUAACAAAUUGUCUGGAGAAAAAAGAAAAAAUUGAUUCAGGAAUUUACAUUACUCCUCAUGUCCAAGAACAUGAAAAAGACCAGAAUUUCGGAAAAAGACAAAGUCUCUUGAAAGCUACGUGUAACCAAGGUUGGACACCACUUCAUGAGGCAUCUACUGAGGGAUUUAGUGAUAUAAUUGUAGAGUUACUAAAACCUGGUGCUAAUGUUAAUUGUGAAAGUACAGAUGGAAUUCUACCCUUACAUGAUGCUGUUGCAGGCAGUCAUUUAAAGGUAGCUGAGAUACCACCACAACAUGGAGGAAACUCUAAUCAAAAAGAUCAAACACAGAAGACUGCUUUGGGUGAAGCAAAUAAUGAAAAAAUGAAAGAGUUGCUAAAAUCUUAUGGUGCUACCAAGACCAAUAAUGAAGAUGAUAAUAAUGCUGCAGUCACUGUAAAAAGUCCUACUGUUGGUUCAAAAAGAUACAAACAGUGUUUUUGUGAUGAUGACAAAACUGUGGAUGCACCUUCCCCUUCACACCAAGAAAAAGGAAGAGAAAACUUCCCUGUGCAUCAGACCAUCAGUGCCAUUCUACAAGAUAUAGAGGAAAACCAAGAAAAGUUAUUAGAGUUUGAAAUAAGAAACUCUAAGGAUGUGGAACAAUACAUUGAAAAGAUGUUGGAGAUAAAAGAGAUUAUGGAUAAUGUGCUUUCCAAACAGAAAGCAGAAAGGGAUGAUUUGGCUAAAAAAUACAGGGUGUCCAUAGAGUCAUUUAAGCAUGGAGUCCUGAGAGAACAACUGGCCAAUUUGGCCACAAGACAGAGGAGACUUUUGGUUGCAGCAAAAAAACAGAAAAAUAUAAGCCUGAAAAUUCAAAAUUAUAAGAAUAUCACAUCCGUGUCUGGUUCUCAUUUAAGGAAGUUACCAUCCAGCUUAGACAUCUCCAGUGAUAAGGAAGGUCGAGAGCUUAACAAUCUGGAAAAUUUAGUGCAGCCCCAAUUAAGUCCAUUUUCACCUGUGAACCUUGAUUGUGGAAGUGUGCAAGAAACACCAUUACCUCCAGAGUCUCAGAAUCAUGGCCAAAAUACUAACAUCUGUCUAAAUUCCAAGGCAGUGAAAAGGAAAUACUCUAGAGAUGAGAUGAAUUCAAAACAAAAUGAAAAUGAUUGUACCUUGGAUGAUGUAUCAAAAUCCAGACAUUCAGAUAGCACUGAGAAGAUUAAAUUAUCAUCCCAGCAUGUUACUUUUAUUGCUCAAGCAGAAUACUCACAAAAAGAAAAUGAUCUUACAGAAACUAUAGCCAAAGAUCAUGAAUUUUGUAGUCCUUCUGCCACAACAAGUACAUUAAGUAUUUCUGAAUGCUCAACGGUCCUUUCCCAAAAUGAUGCCCAUCUAUCAACUGUUAUUUCGGACCAGGACCUUUCCCAUUAUGAUCCAAAAAGAGGAAACAAGAAAACAGCUUCCCAUCUACCACCUGAUGGGGCCUCAGAAUCUCUGGCACAUCAGAAGAGUGCUGUCAUAGACACUGAUCCUGGACAUCCCAUAAAACCAUAUCUUAAAAAGACAGCUUCUACCAUUCCACGUGCAAAUGACAGGCCGAUCUCUUCUUCCUCUGAGUCUGCUCAUCAACAUGCUAUAAAAAAGCCUUCCAGUUUCAGCACAACUCCUAAAAAGAAAUGUAUGCAGAUAAAAGAUUUGAUAUUACUAGGAAGAAUUAAGCCAGGAAAUAACAUUUUGGAAUUCAAAACACAGGAGACUACCCAUAAGGCCAGUAUUUUAUUGAGUGGUAAAAUUAAAGUAGAAAAUGGUCAGAUUUAUCAAAAUCCAGUCACCUGGCUGAAGGAUCUUCUGGGAGGUGACAGUUAUGUGACCUGGAAUUAUGCUUGGAGUAAGGUAACGUAUCUUGGGAAGGAGCUUUUAAAGUAUGUUUCUGAGGAAGUAGCUGGACCUCCAGAACCAGACACGGUACCUCAGCAACAUCAGCCUUGUCUUGAAGGUACUUCCAGAGAGUCAAUGCAAAGCAUUCCUUAUUAUUUACAAAUCAAUGAAAUACUUUUAAUCAACGAUCAAGAAUUUCUUCCAUGCCAUUUAAUGGAUCAACACUGGAAGUUCUAUGUGGAAUGUGAGGAACUAACGUUCUAAAGAAACUUUGUUUUCUUAAUAAUUUUUUUAGUAUUUGUUCAUGUUAUCAACAAACCUUCAUCUUUUACCUUGUGUGGUGGACUUGUUUAACAUAUACUUUAUAUGUU
Molecule: messenger RNA, 5969 nt
Organism: Chinchilla lanigera (long-tailed chinchilla)
Lineage: Eukaryota; Metazoa; Chordata; Mammalia; Rodentia; Chinchillidae
Gene: Ankrd31
Product: ankyrin repeat domain 31
Exons: 24
Coding region: 316-5862 (1848 amino acids)
Molecular function (GO): protein binding
Source: RefSeq, a predicted model, not a curated record